UCCACAGAUUUGCGAUCAUAAAAUGCAAAUACGUUAUUUUGAUGCUCGUUAUGCGGGUUCUGGGCAUGACUCUCUAAUUUGGAAUAUUAGCCAAGCGAGAACAAUUCUGAAGAAGCGAUACGAUGCUGGGGAGCGUAGAUGCUGGCUCUUAGGUGAUGCGGGUUAUCCUCUUGAACCAUACAUUAUGACGCCAUAUCGAUCCGCAGCAAAAGGAAGUCCAGAAGCUAUUUACAACAACAAACAUGCCAAAGCUAGAAACAUAGUUGAACGCACUAUUGUAGUGUUAAAAACCGAUUUCCCUGUUUGCUCGGUGCACGUCAACUUCGCUAUACGCCAUCUAAAGCCACGCAAAUCGCUAAUACAUAGACCGUUUCUCACAGACCAUGAAGAUAUAGACGAUAAAUCACUAUUGAAAUCCGCGCACAAAUUAACCACAUCGUCAUGA
This is a messenger RNA of Rhagoletis pomonella (apple maggot), 445 nucleotides long. RefSeq names its product protein ALP1-like. Lineage: Eukaryota; Metazoa; Arthropoda; Insecta; Diptera; Tephritidae. Bases 23 to 445 code for a protein of 140 amino acids. The record is from RefSeq and is a predicted model, not a curated record. The transcript has 3 exons.